GACGCUGUAUGUAUUAUGUAAGACGCCGGCGACGUCUUCCAUCAUUCGCAUUUCCUUUCUCUUCGCACAGACAUGGAUGCUGAAGAAGAAGGAGAGAAGAAAAGAGUCACCCUUGCAGAUGAUCCUUCCAACAAAGCGAUGGUCACCCUUGCAGAUGAUCCUUCCAACAAAGCGAUGGUCCAGAAAGUUCUUCAUCCUCUUCCACCGGAUAUUCUGCGCGAAAUCCUAUCAAGACUCCCGAUCACCUCUCUGAUCCACUUCAAGACCACUUCCCAUGCCUGCUAUGAUUUAAUUGCCGAUCCAAGACUCCCUCCGAUGUUCCACAACCGGGUAAGCGACUCAAACCCAUGUCUGAUUCUGUACCACCACAAUAGUGUUGCCCCCCGGCCCUUGCAACUCUAUUUUGUGGAUAGUGAGGAUUGUAGUCGAAGGGUUAGGAAAAUCGACCCACCACAGCAUUCAGAAGUUUAUAAUCUGGUGGGUUCUUGUAACGGGCUGUUAUGCGUAUCCUAUCCCAAUCCCACAUUAUGGAGGACUCGUAGUCUGCUAAUUUACAAUCCUUUUGUUGGACACGCUGUGAGCGUCCCACCAGCGAAGGAAUUGCUGAAUCAAAGUGAAUUUUUUGGGUUUGGGUGUCAUCCGAGGACAGGUGAAUUCAAAUUGGUCAGGAUUGUGUACUAUCAGAAGAUCAUGACGGUAGUAGACCCGGCGCUAGAUGUGGAAGAAGUGGAUGAAGAAUCGGUGGAAGAAGUGGAUGAAGAAUCGGUGGAAGAAGUGGAUGAAGAAUUCGUCACUGUUGAUAAAUCAAUGGUUCAGGUAUUAACCGUAGGAACAACAAAGUGGAGAAACAAAGGAGCUACGCCUCCACACUUGGUGGAUGUAUUCAGACCACCUGAGGCUCAAGUUGAAGGAUCUCUCCUUUGGGUGACUGUUGUUGGGACGGGAGAACUCGGUUCAAUCUUAGGUAUUAUCUCCUUCGACCUUGCAGAUGAGGUGUUCGAAGAAAUUCCGCACCCACCUUGUGAACAACUUGUGUCAGGUGGCUACAGUCUUUCCGUGCUCAAUCGGUGUCUAUCGGCAGCUGGGUUACCUGAUUCUGUGCAUUUUGAUAUAUGGGUGAUGAAGCAAUACCGUGUUAAGGAAUCUUGGGUAAAACAACUCUCCUUUGAUUUCUUUUUUAUUUUUGGUGGACGGCCAUCGGCAUGGCCAAGAAGACCAAGAAGACUUCCCAAAGUUAUAUGUGCACUGAAGAAUGGUGAGAUUCUGUUAGAGCAUAAUUACGGUUCUCUGGUUUCUUAUGAUCCUGUAGAACACAGAUCCAAGACUCUUCAAAUGAUUGCGUUACCCAAGCAUUUCCAGGCACUUCCUUUCCUACCUUCUCUUUUCUCAGCAGAGGCAACCGUGAAUUUGCAACUUUAACUCUCUCUUCAAUCAAUCCUUUUUCUGUAAGACUCUACUACUAGUUUUUGGUUUGUGUUGAAUCUUUGAUCAUCAAUGUAUCAAUAGCAGUUGUGUUAUUUACAUCAUCAUGGAUGACCUCUGUUGUAUGGCAAUGAGACCCACCUGACUAUUAUCUGCCUUUUUCUCGAGAAGUAGUUCUGAAGAACGGAGAGAUUGUGUUGGACUGUAACAAGUCUCACAAUGCUGCUCUCGGAAUGGUGAUUGAAGAUUUUGCUUCGUAAGAGUUUUAUGUAUCCUGAAGAGCAGGAAGAUUGUGUUGGAGUGUAACAAGAAAGCUCUGGUUUCUUAUGAUCCUAAAACUAACAGGUUCCAGGCUCGAAAGAUCAACCGGCUUCCGUAGCAGUUCCAAGCUUUUGCUUUUCAGCAUACUCUGUUCUCAGUAACGGAAACCUUUGAAAUAUUCU
This is a messenger RNA of Rubroshorea leprosula, 1865 nucleotides long. The record is from the annotation of a GenBank genome assembly. Lineage: Eukaryota; Viridiplantae; Streptophyta; Magnoliopsida; Malvales; Dipterocarpaceae.